Molecule: messenger RNA, 2184 nt
Organism: Thalassophryne amazonica
Lineage: Eukaryota; Metazoa; Chordata; Actinopteri; Batrachoidiformes; Batrachoididae
Gene: drd2a
Product: dopamine receptor D2a
Exons: 8
Coding region: 224-1624 (466 amino acids)
Biological process (GO): adenylate cyclase-activating adrenergic receptor signaling pathway; adenylate cyclase-inhibiting dopamine receptor signaling pathway
Cellular component (GO): glutamatergic synapse; presynaptic membrane
Molecular function (GO): dopamine neurotransmitter receptor activity, coupled via Gi/Go; G protein-coupled receptor activity
Source: RefSeq, a predicted model, not a curated record
CGGCUUUUUCUUGCAUCCUCUUGGGUACUCAUGUAACCAAGGUGCAACUCCGUGGGGCUGUUUUUUUUUCUCCUUAAGUGCAAACAAUGUACAAAGCAAAAAGAGGAUGUAGUGGACGCACGCUGUGGACGCGCUUGGAUUUAACACACGAGCUCCUGUAAAAAAGAUUCCAUCAAACUUAUGGCGUGAAGGGCCUGUUUUUGGCCUUCGUCACUCAGAGCUAAUGGAUGUCUUUACCCAGUAUGCCUACAACGACAGCCUCUAUGACAAUGGAACGGCGAGCUUCAAUGAAACGGAUCAGGAGGGGAGGCACCCGUAUAACUACUACGCUAUGCUCCUCACACUGCUCAUCUUCGUCAUUGUAUUCGGCAAUGUGCUGGUUUGCAUGGCUGUGUCCAGGGAAAAGGCUCUGCAGACCACCACCAACUACCUGAUCGUCAGCCUGGCUGUCGCCGACCUUCUGCUGGCCACGCUCGUUAUGCCCUGGGUCGUGUACAUGGAGGUUGUGGGAGAGUGGCGCUUUAGCAAGAUCCACUGUGACAUCUUUGUCACUCUGGAUGUGAUGAUGUGUACAGCCAGCAUCCUCAAUCUCUGCGCCAUCAGCAUCGACCGCUACACUGCGGUUGCCAUGCCGAUGCUGUACAACACUCGCUACAGCUCCAGGAGAAGGGUCACAGUAAUGAUCUCGGUGGUAUGGGUGCUGUCGUUCGCCAUAUCAUGCCCUGUUUUGUUUGGCCUGAAUAACACAGCUACUCGUGAUGAAUCUCUCUGUGUGAUCGCCAACCCGGCCUUUGUGGUGUACUCCUCCAUCGUGUCCUUCUAUGUCCCCUUCAUCGUCACACUGCUGGUUUAUGUGCAAAUUUAUGUGGUGCUGAGGAAGCGAAGGAAACGUGUCAACACCAAACCAAAGCAGCGCGUCUUUCAGGCUGCCGACCCCGAUGUGACCAAUUCCCUGAAGGAUAAGUGCACUCAUCCUGAAGAUGUGCAACUUUGCACCAUGAAUAUUAAGUCUAAUGGGGUUUUUCCUGGCAAGAAGAAGAAAGUGAUUUUCAUCAAAGAUGGAGCCAUUGAGGGGGAAGAUAUGGAGCUGGAUGAGCUGAACAGUGGCAGCAGCCAGAAACACAAGCCGCAGCCUCACUGUGCUCUCGGAGAUACGCCAGCCACCAGCCACCCACCACUGAUGCCCAACAAAUCCAACGCGAGCCCCACCUCCACGCCCCCGACGCCUCCUGACGACGCAAGAUCAGAAAGAAAUGGAGACCCCGCCAAAGAAGUGGUGAGGGAUCCAGCGCCUGUUGUAGCCAAAGCCUUCCAGACGCAGGCCUUACCUAAUGGUAAAACCCAGACCUCCGUGAGGGGUAUGAGCAAGAGGAAGAUUUCCCAGCAGAAGGAGAAGAAGGCGACUCAGAUGUUAGCCAUCGUCCUUGGUGUGUUCAUCAUAUGCUGGCUGCCGUUUUUCAUUACGCAUAUCUUGAACACCCACUGCACAAAAUGCAAAGUCCCUGCUGAGAUGUAUAAUGCUUUCACAUGGCUGGGAUACGUGAAUAGCGCUGUAAAUCCCAUCAUAUACACCACCUUUAACAUCGAGUUCAGAAAAGCAUUCAUUAAGAUCCUGCACUGUUGAAGUGUAGAAUCUGAUCAGACUGAUGAAGAGAGUGAUCUUUUCUGGCAAAUACCUCAUCCUGUUUGGGAAAACGCAACAAGGAGAAACAAAUUUUUGCAAGCUGAAAGAACUGGGCGGCUGCAAAACAGACAGAAAGGCAUGUUGGCUCAUAUGUGAAUUAUUUGUGGAGUCGUGUUCUCCAAAUCAUUGAAUGUAAAACAACAAUUGUCUAUAGCGACAACAUGUUUAAUGGUGAAAAAGAAAAAUGUGACAUUGUUCUCUACAAAUCAUUGUGUUUGUAAUGUAAGGAUCCAUCUAUGUACAUGAUGCACAUACAAAUUGCAAACUUGCUAUUUUUUUGUGUGUGCGCAUUUUAUCUUUGGACAAUAUACAUUUCCUGCAGCUCUUCUAGAUAUCAGUGUUCAUUGCAGAAUUAAAACAGACACACAAGAGCUCCUAACUAGAGCCCGAUUGAUAUAUCAGUUGGCCGAUAAUACCGGCCCAUAUGAGCCUUUCAUGAACAUAUCAGUAUCAGCCUUAUUUUUGCCAAAAAUAAACUUUUAUUUUACUGAAUAAAUGCA